Trifolium pratense (red clover) is the source of this 1309-nucleotide messenger RNA. RefSeq names its product trihelix transcription factor ASIL1-like. The transcript has a single exon. Lineage: Eukaryota; Viridiplantae; Streptophyta; Magnoliopsida; Fabales; Fabaceae. Gene Ontology annotation, molecular function: transcription cis-regulatory region binding. The coding region runs from base 193 to 1026 and encodes 277 amino acids. Gene Ontology annotation, cellular component: nucleus. The record is from RefSeq and is a predicted model, not a curated record.
UCACUAUCCACCCACCCAACAGACAAACCAACCACCGCGAUCAAAUUCAAUUGUCAACCAAACCCAUAACCAUAACAUAACCCACUUUCCCCUUUCACUACCCCCAACUCUCACACCACACACCACACACCACACCCACCAAUAAUACUUAUACCCUAUACCCUAAAACACAAAACACCAAAUUUCCACAUCAUGGCGGCCACCACUCCCUCCUCCUCUUCACCACCAAAACCCACCCUCACCCUUUCCUCACUCACAAAAAAACCCCAACCCAUCCCAUGGACUCAUCAAGAAACUAUUAACCUCAUCAGAGCUUAUCAAGAAAAAUGGUACUCUCUCAAACGUGGUCCACUUCGCGGCAGUCAAUGGGAAGAAGUUGCCGUUGUAGUCGCUGCUCGUUGUGGUUACGAUUACAAUCAUCCUUCUAAAACCGCUCUUCAAUGUCGUCAUAAGAUGGAAAAACUCCGUCAACGUCACCGAUCUGAAAAACACCGUCUCACCGCUACUUCCUCCGCUGUUUCUUCUCGUUCUUGGCAGUAUUUUCGUCUCAUGGAUGAUCUUGAACGUGGUCCUCUUCCUAUCUCUGCUCGACCUGUUCUUCACAAUUUCCCUGUAUCUGAUGAGGAUAGUGAUGGUGGUGAGAGAGGGAAAAAGCCUAGUGUUAGGUCAAGAAGUUUGAAGCAUAGUGUUAGGUCAAGAAGUAUGAAUAAUAUUCUUAACCAGAAACCAGCUUUUACAAAUGAAAUUGAUGAUGGUGGUGAUGAUGAUGAUGAUGAGGAGGAGGAGGAGGAGGAGGAGGAGGAUGAUGAUGAAGAGGAGGAUGAGGGAGUGACGAUGAUGAAGGGGUUGACGGCGGAGUUAAGAGGUUUUGCUGAGAGGAUUGUUGGAUUGGAAAAUAUGAAGAUGGAGAUGAUGAAAGAAACUGAAAGGUUUAGGUUGGAGAUGGAGAAUAAGAGGAUUCGUAUGAUACUUGAAUCUCAAUGGAGGAUUGUUGAUUCUAUUGGAAAAGCAUUUGGGUCUUCUUAGAUUAGAUUAGGUUAAAACCAUCAUUUUAAUCAAUGUUUUAUAUCUUGAAUUUGUGUUAUUGCAAUUAUAUAUCCCCUUAAUCAUAGAGGGUUAUUUUAUUUAUCAAGAAAGGACAAUUAGUGUAUUAGUUUAGCAGAUCACAGCGUGUCACUGUGAUUUUGACGUCCUUGUGUGACUGUGAUUUUGUCAAACUGUUUGUUCGAAACAUGUAGUAUGUGUUUGUUGUUGUAUUGUACAUAAAGCAUUUUUAGGAUGUUUUUAUGAAUUUGAAAUUUACAGUUUA